AUAAAACAUGUGGAAUGAUUACAUUGUAAUCAGCUGAUAAGGUGAUAGAUAACAAAAUUUAAUAUUUAUAAAUCGGUUUACACCGCAGACAACACAAAUGUUUUUCACAUACAUCACAAUACGUUGUAGUGGCGUUUGCUCUUAUUUUUUCCGGUAGUUUUGAGAUCUAAUUUCAAAAAUGAAGGAUGCCUUUUUUUGGGGCCCCAAUGUUGGUGUGUACCUAUUUAAAGGACUGGAGAUAAAUUCGUUAGGCGGAUUAAUAGGGCUGUGCAUCGUUAUUGCAAUAAUGGCAUUUGUAUUUGAGUAUUUAAGGUAUCUGCAGACAAAACAUAGACAACGGGAAUUGAUUUUAAGAUCAAAGCAGUUAAAACAGAUAUGUUCUACUGAAAGUGCCAGCCUUAUUGGAGAAAAUGUAGACCCCAGAAAUCCCUUAAAUAUAACUUUAAAACACAGGGCUCUGCUAUUUGGAACUGAGGUGUCAUUAUGGGUGAUGUUACAAAAUAUGGGAUAUAUUUUAAUGCUCAGUGUUAUGCUCUAUGAUGCAUGGAUUUUGGUAGCUGCUGUUAUUGGUGGUGGAGUAGGAUAUUUUGUUUUUGGACAAAAAUUCAUGAAGAUAAAUCUGCAAAACUGCCAAAUCAUCAGGGAUACUUUCUGCACACAAAUAUGCGGUGAAUUGGGUAAAGACGGAGAAUCUACUCCAGCCUUGGAAGAGCCCUCUACCUCACACAAUAGCGUUAUUUUCAACGACACUACUACAAGUGCCACAGUUCAUACGUCUUGUCAUUAAAUCUUAGUUUCUAGUAUUUUUUUAAAAUUUUGAAUUCGGUUUGUAUUUUAAUCCGAAUCCAUAUUUAUAAUAUUGUUAUUGUGAUACAUUUUUGACAAAUUAUUAAUUUCUGUUUGAAUUUGUUAAACAUAUUUGACUUAUUUGUUACUCUAUUAUAAGAAGUUAUAUUUUAAAUACAUUUUUAUAAACGUUAA
This is a messenger RNA of Brassicogethes aeneus, 981 nucleotides long. NCBI's taxonomy places the organism in Eukaryota, Metazoa, Arthropoda, Insecta, Coleoptera, Nitidulidae. The record is from the annotation of a GenBank genome assembly.